AUGUUGGCUGCCUUUCUAACCUUCUUCGGAAGUCAUGUUUAUGAAACAGGCACAUUUCCACGCAAAAGUAAUAAUUCACUAGCAGCUGAUAAUCGAGACCCUGUGAGAUUUCGGGGGCCCUGGUAUGCAUUGGGUCUAUCCAUUCACUGGCCCUCAAAUCUAAGCGGAAGUACGGAGCGCUUCCAGUUACAGCCGAAGAGUAUGUUCAGCCGCCUGUGGACCGGUUCACGGUACAUUUUCGGCGCAAUUAUCUGCUUCAUAGCUGUGCAGCCACAUGGAUACCUCUCUAGCAGUGGGAUCCACUCUUUGGGCCGCCACGUCUGGAUCUCAGACUCGCGUCAGGCUCAUACCAAAAGACGAUACCUGGCGACAAAAUCUUCCCAAGUUCUCGGCAACAAUUUGCUCGCCCCCUAUACAGCUCCAUCAGCUGAUGCGCUUCUGGAACCCAACACCCAACUGGACAUGGUAUGUGUCCGUACAUAA
Australozyma saopauloensis is the source of this 483-nucleotide messenger RNA. RefSeq lists its product as uncharacterized. The coding region runs from base 1 to 483 and encodes 160 amino acids. The transcript has a single exon. Lineage: Eukaryota; Fungi; Ascomycota; Pichiomycetes; Serinales; Metschnikowiaceae. The record is from RefSeq and is a predicted model, not a curated record.